Messenger RNA from Capsicum annuum, 372 nucleotides. RefSeq lists its product as uncharacterized. The coding region runs from base 1 to 372 and encodes 123 amino acids. The record is from RefSeq and is a predicted model, not a curated record. Lineage: Eukaryota; Viridiplantae; Streptophyta; Magnoliopsida; Solanales; Solanaceae. The transcript is spliced from 3 exons.
AUGCCCAAGUACGAUAAGUACUUGAGAUAUGUGGUUGCUAAUAAAGUUAAGUUACAGGAUGUGGAGGUUGUAUCACUCACUGAAGAGUGUAGCCUUGUGGUGACUCAAAAGAUGCCCAAAAAGCUUAAGGACCCUGGGAAAUUCGCUUAUCCCAUUCAGAUUGGCAACAACAAUGUGGUUCAGACACUUAGUGAUUUAGAGGAAAGCAUAAACAUGAUGCCCAUAUCUUUGUUCAACAUGUUGGGAUUGGUAAAGCCUAGACCGAGCUCUGUGCUACUGCAGCUGGCAAAUGGGAUCAUAGCCCAUCCUGAAGGAGUGAUAGAAGAUGUUCUCAUAAAGGUAUAUAAACAGGUUGAUGGGAAGUUUGAGUAG